This is a messenger RNA of Prorocentrum cordatum, 1350 nucleotides long. NCBI's taxonomy places the organism in Eukaryota, Dinophyceae, Prorocentrales, Prorocentraceae. The record is from the annotation of a GenBank genome assembly.
AGGAUGGCGGGGUGCCAUCUCAGGCCUGAGCCUGGCCCGCAGAGAGGUUGCCUGCCGAGAUCGCACGUUCUGCCCGAGCGCACGUGCGGGCCGACAUCAGGGUCACCGGCCUCUGCCGGGAGCGAGGGUCGGCGAUGCGGAUAGGACGCAGGUCACGACGGCAGUUGGGAGCUGAGUUGGGGAGAACGUUUCCAGGUCCCGUGGACCUUGCUGUUCCUCAUCAUGACGGUGAAGCUUACCUACGGCCCACUGGCGACGUGCGUCUCGCUGCUGAAGCUGGAGGCGUUCCCCACGGAGGUUCGCGCCUCGACCUUCGCGCUCGUGAGCAUGAUGGGCAAGCUCCUCGCCCUCGUGGCCCCGACCGCCGCGGAGGUCCUACGGGGCGGUCCUUCUGCUGACGAUUGGACGUGGGCCAACCUGAUGGGUUACAUGGGGUGCCUGUCUGCAGCGUCUGUGCUCACAGGCGCCUUCGUGUUCCUGGUGGACCGCGGAGUGGAGGAGCACGCCCCCCUGGAGGACUCGGAGCACCCCGGGGAGCACCGUGCGGUGGACAUGUCCCCGAAUGACAAGGCGGACAGGUCUCCACGGUCCGCGCUGGGGUCUCCGAUGUCCAGGGCGUCACGCUGCAGCUCUCCAUAUGGGAGUUUCUUCGACAUCUGGGCGCCCGGGUCGACACCAGGCAGCAAGGCCGGCGCGUUCGACAGCUGGAUGCCCAGGACGCCCGGGAUUGGCCCGUUCGGGCUGCCCGACGACUCGCCGUCGUCGAGAUGGCGCCCGCUGGAGCCGGCGCCAUCUCCGAAGACCCCGGCGGGCGCGCCUCCCAGGAUCAUUCGUGAGUGCAGGUAUUUGCGGAAGUGAUACGCUCAUGUGACGGGCGUGGAUUUUCGGCUCGGGUUGCACGCAGCUUGUAGCUCCCUUCCGGUUAAUCGGAUGCGUCGAUCUUAGCGGCGUGAGCAAAACGCUCUGUCGCGGAAUUGUAUCUUGUUUGCGACAGGGGGUUCAAGAGCAACACGGUGCUGGCAGUGCGACGUACUUGAUCGAUACCAACGUAGAGAGAACGUGUCGAGGAAACCACAGGACCUCCUGAAGUGGCAACAGUGCAGCUGUGCGCUACAGGAGGAUGUGCAUAUAUGGGGCAUUCAUUCGGUCUCGGUGCAAACGCGAAGCACAUCGCCGCGUGAUCGUUCCCGAGGCAACUCGGGAGUGACAGCUACGCGUGGAUUUCUGAGGUGUUCGUGGGGUGGCUGUGACAUACUUCAGCGAGAAAAGCAAGUGCGAGGCAUCAUUGAUUGACAUGAGGUAGGCACGACUCCUUUACGAUAUCGUCUGUAGGGUCACAUUUGGGCGACG